Messenger RNA from Saprolegnia diclina VS20, 1171 nucleotides. RefSeq lists its product as hypothetical. Gene Ontology annotation, molecular function: protein binding. The coding region runs from base 34 to 1110 and encodes 358 amino acids. NCBI's taxonomy places the organism in Eukaryota, Oomycota, Saprolegniomycetes, Saprolegniales, Saprolegniaceae. The record is from RefSeq and is a predicted model, not a curated record. The transcript is spliced from 2 exons.
CGCGCGUCUGCCGUCGCCAUUCUUCUUUGCGUCAUGGCGGCGCACGUCGUGUGCUCGUCACAGGACCUCCUUCCGCUCAUAUUGCAGUACCAAGGCGGAGUCUUUGAAGACCUCUUGCCGUACUUUCACGCGCGCUACUACCGCGGGUUUUACGCCAAAGACGGGGCCAAGAGCGCGCUGCACAUGGCAAUUGCGCGCAAGAAGCCAGAGAUCGUCGCCCGCCUCUUUCGCUGCGUGCCCCAUCUCUUCAACUCGGAUGCGAUGGACCUCGCGGCGUCGUUUGGCCACCUUGACGUUGUCCGCGUGCUCCACGACCUCGGCUGCUGCUGCACGACGUCGGCGAUGGACGCGGCGGCGCAAGCCGGCUUCUUGGACGUCGUCGAGUUUCUGCAUAUUCAUCGCACCGAAGGCUGCACAAGAUUUGCGCUGAAUACAGCGCUGCGCGACGGUCAUUUGGAGAUGGCAGCGUACUUGUUGAGACACCGCCACGAAGGCUGCAGCGCUGAGGCCAUUGACCACGUGGCGUGGCAUGGCCAGCUGCGCUUAUUGCAGCUUCUGCACGAGCAUGACGCUGUUGGCUUUUCGCACCGCACGAUGGACUUCGCCGCCGGUGGUGGCCACUUGUCGGUGGUCGCCUUUUUACACGAGCACCGCGACGAAGGCUGCUCGGUUGACGCGAUGAACGACGCGGCGCGCCGCGGGUACCUCCCGGUCGUCGCCUUCUUGCACGAGAUGCGCAGCGAGGGUUGCACGACGGACGCCAUGGACGACGCCGCAUCCAACGGGCACCUCGACGUCGUUCGCUUUCUCCAUUCGCAUCGGGAUGAAGGGUGCACCACCGAUGCCAUGGACCUCGCGUGCCGCCACGGAUUCCUCGAUGUCGUCGUCUUUUUGCACACGUACCGGCGAGAAGGCUGCACGGCCAACGCCCUGCUGGACGCCGUCGCCCAUGGGCAUACCGACGUAGUUGGCUACCUCUGCCAGCAGCGCGUGCCUCACUGCAACGUGCCGGCAGCCUUAGAUCUCGCGAAAGACCGCGGUCUCCACGCAAUGGUCGCAUGCCUCUCGAGUCCGAAAACGGCGGUCGUCGCGGCCCGCGCCGCUUCGUGACCAAGUGCUAACUCGCCAUCUCGACGCCUGUCAAAGACAAUAAUGUAUCAAAUAUUGUUCA